This is a messenger RNA of Vanderwaltozyma polyspora DSM 70294, 474 nucleotides long. RefSeq names its product E2 ubiquitin-protein ligase peroxin 4 (gene PEX4). Bases 1 to 474 code for a protein of 157 amino acids. NCBI's taxonomy places the organism in Eukaryota, Fungi, Ascomycota, Saccharomycetes, Saccharomycetales, Saccharomycetaceae. The transcript has a single exon. The record is from RefSeq and is a predicted model, not a curated record.
AUGUCAGAAAGACGUUUGUUGAAAGAGUACCAGGUGGUUAAAAAGGAAUUGGGUAACCACAAGAAUAUUAUUUCAUCUUUGGAACCUAUCGAUUCUGAUGAUCUUACAAACUGGACAGCAACGAUUUUAGGUCCUCCAAAUACUCCUUACCAUGGCCAUAGUUUUGAUCUGAGAAUACACUUGACUCCGGAGUAUCCAUUGAAACCACCUCAAGUAACGUUCAGUGCAUACAAGAUGCCCCACUGUAAUAUAGAGUUCAAGACAGGUAAGAUAUGUUUAAAUAUUCUAGAUAACGCCAAUUGGUCUCCAGUUUGGAACUUAUUGACAGUAGUGCUUGCAAUUUAUCAAUUAUUGUCAGAUCCUGUGACAGAUAGCCCUUUAAAUAUCGAUCUAUCAAAUAUUUUGAAAAUUAAAGAUACUAGUGCAUAUUAUGGAUUGAUUGAAUACUAUCUAAAUAAUAAGUCAGACAAGUAA